UCUUCGCCUGUCAAACGUGUCGUAAUUUUGAGGUUGGGUGUAUUGUUAUGGCAGGGAUCUGCGCCAGGUUCUCGAAUUUAACGUCGAGAUUUUCAAUAGUGCGAGGAUUCAGGAUGUCAGCGCUUUUAAGAGCGGAAAAGGUUCUUGAAGAACUGAAGGAGAAAAACCCUUAUUAUGAGAAGUAUGCGAGCAAAAUUGCGGCCCUGCAACAAACAUCACCAGAGGAGUUCUUGGAGAGGGUGGAUGCUGCUGAGAAGAAAAAGGAAACCAAGCCCGGGUCAGAAAGAAAAUAUUCAGAGCUCCUGAAUCCCAAGGAGAAGUUAGAAACGCCAGCAGCAAAACCAACUGACAAAAAACUAGACGAUGUAAUGAAAGUGGAUUUGAUCAGGGAUAAAACCCCUGAAGAAAUCAAACAUCUCUGGUAUGAAUACCACAAAAGCAAAGAUGUCGUGGCAGCUGCAAUUCCAGUGGAACAGUACGAUAUGCUCAUGACAAAUGGCAAAGAGUAUCCAGUUUUCAUAUUUCCAUUGCCUCGAAGUGAAGGUUAUGAGUUCAUAAUGCUUCAGUUUAGCGGAAAUACUAUCCAUUUUACUCCUCUAAUAGCGUAUCAGGUGCACAAAGAAAAUGCUCCAGAAUGUCUGAAUAUUGUACACUACACAGAGUUGCGAGACAAAGGUAUUGUUUUAAUGCGUGGAGAAUAUGACACUCAAGUUUUAAACCCGCAAGAGGCACAAUGCUUGGCGAAUCAACUACAAUUAUAUUAUUGUAAAGGUGAUAAGUCAAAAAUGGAAUUACUAGAGACAUUCAACAAUCGCCCAGAUAAUUUUAAGCACAUGGACUUAAUUAAGGAAAUGGAGAAUAUAAAGAUUGAAUGAGGGGCAAUGUAAUGUGCAAAAUAUUUUUAAUUUGCUAAAUUGUUUAUUUAAUAAAUCGUGUUACUCGAAAUGAAA
Messenger RNA from Hermetia illucens (black soldier fly), 950 nucleotides. RefSeq names its product ATP synthase mitochondrial F1 complex assembly factor 1. Gene Ontology annotation, biological process: mitochondrial proton-transporting ATP synthase complex assembly. The coding region runs from base 48 to 875 and encodes 275 amino acids. The record is from RefSeq and is a predicted model, not a curated record. The transcript is spliced from 3 exons. Gene Ontology annotation, cellular component: mitochondrion. NCBI's taxonomy places the organism in Eukaryota, Metazoa, Arthropoda, Insecta, Diptera, Stratiomyidae.